Molecule: messenger RNA, 637 nt
Organism: Rhizophagus irregularis DAOM 181602=DAOM 197198
Lineage: Eukaryota; Fungi; Glomeromycota; Glomeromycetes; Glomerales; Glomeraceae
Cellular component (GO): cytosol
Source: RefSeq, a predicted model, not a curated record
AAAUAUAAAUAGUUAAAUCCAAUCAACUUACAAGAUCUAAACUUUAAAUCGGUUUUUUUUAUUAUAAAGUCGUAUAUUUUUCUUUUCAUUUAUCUCUUCCUUACAAAUAAUUUUUAUAAAUUAAAAUGUCUGUAAAAGUUGACGGAUAUAAAUCUUCGUCCAUAUUUGAACAACUUAAAGUUAAUAUUAGUGAUAAUGAAGCAAAGAAAAAGGAAACCAUUAAGAAGGUUAAUGCAAUCUUUGAGUUUAACGUAAAGAAUAAUGAAGGAAAAGAACAAAUUUGGACAAUGGACCUAAAAAAAGGUGGAACGGUACAAACUGGUAAAGGUUCCGCUAAACCUGAUAUUAUCAUCAAUUUAACCGACGAUACCUUUGUUGAAUUGGCUUCAGGGAAGCUUAAUGGGCAAAAAGCUUUUAUGGCUGGUAAACUUAAGAUUAAGGGUAACAUGAUGUUGGCUACUAAAUUAGACGGAGUGUUGGCUACUAUUCCAAAAGCCAAAUUAUAACGUUUUAAUAAUAAUAGAACUUCCAUUAAUUGUAAAAAUAAAUAAAUAAAAUUGAAUAGAUUUGUUUAUUUGUUUAUGGUGAAUUAUUAAUUAAUAAAUUCCAUUAACCAAGCAUCUCUUCCAACUUCAUA